Messenger RNA from Hippopotamus amphibius kiboko, 964 nucleotides. It is a transcript of the gene U2AF1L4, whose product is annotated as U2 small nuclear RNA auxiliary factor 1 like 4. The coding region runs from base 67 to 789 and encodes 240 amino acids. Gene Ontology annotation, cellular component: spliceosomal complex; U2AF complex. Gene Ontology annotation, biological process: mRNA splicing, via spliceosome. The record is from RefSeq and is a predicted model, not a curated record. NCBI's taxonomy places the organism in Eukaryota, Metazoa, Chordata, Mammalia, Artiodactyla, Hippopotamidae. The transcript has 8 exons. Gene Ontology annotation, molecular function: pre-mRNA 3'-splice site binding; metal ion binding.
AGCCUCCAGCACGCAAGCGCACUAGGGAGGUCCUGAGUGUCCGGAGGCAACGAACUACACUUCCCAAUGCUCUUAAGCAACGGAAGUGACGUAAACAGCAGACAGAGUUGGAGGGUUCGGGUAAAAAUGGCUGAAUAUUUAGCUUCUAUAUUCGGGACUGAGAAGGACAAGGUUAACUGCUCUUUUUACUUUAAGAUCGGGGCCUGCCGGCACGGGGACCGGUGCUCCCGGCUUCACAACAAACCGACUUUUAGCCAGACCAUAGUGCUGCUCAACCUGUACCGGAAUCCGCAGAACACCGCUCAAACCGCAGACGGAUCGCACUGUCACGUGAGCGACGUGGAGGUGCAAGAACACUAUGAUAACUUCUUCGAGGAAGUGUUCACGGAACUGCAGGAAAAGUACGGGGAGAUUGAAGAGAUGAAUGUGUGCGACAACCUGGGGGAUCACCUCGUGGGCAAUGUUUAUGUCAAGUUUCGGCGCGAGGAGGAUGCAGAACGGGCAGUGGCUGAACUCAAUAACCGCUGGUUCAACGGGCAGGCUGUGCAUGCUGAGCUGUCUCCAGUCACUGACUUCCGGGAGUCGUGCUGUCGGCAGUAUGAGAUGGGGGAAUGUACCCGCGGUGGUUUCUGCAAUUUCAUGCACCUGCGACCCAUCUCCCGCAACCUCCGGCGGCAGCUCUAUGGGCGGGGACCCAGGCGCAGGUCACCCCCAAGGUCCCAUACUGGCCACCGUCCCAGAGAAAGAAAUCGACGACGGUCCCCAGAUCACCGGCAUGGCCGUUUCUGAGACCCUGACCCCCUUGUCCUCCACCCCUGGCAGGCACAGAUGUUCCUGGCCAGGACCCCUCCUCAAAGCUCCCUUAAUUCCCCAGUGCCAUCUUCUCCAGGCUCCGGGUCUCCAUGUUGUAAUGCCUUCAACACAGGGACCUUCUACUGCCCCUCCCCUAAUAAAGUUCUGUAUU